Pteronotus mesoamericanus is the source of this 3062-nucleotide messenger RNA. It is a transcript of the gene NUDT9, whose product is annotated as nudix hydrolase 9. Gene Ontology annotation, cellular component: mitochondrion. The coding region runs from base 290 to 1342 and encodes 350 amino acids. Gene Ontology annotation, molecular function: ADP-ribose diphosphatase activity. The record is from RefSeq and is a predicted model, not a curated record. NCBI's taxonomy places the organism in Eukaryota, Metazoa, Chordata, Mammalia, Chiroptera, Mormoopidae. The transcript has 8 exons.
GAGACGCCUCGAUCCCGCAUCUCUUUUUCCGCGGCUGCUGGGGUUGGGAGCUUCGACGGCCCUUAUCCGGCUACUUCUUCGCACUGGGGAAGGCUCUGGACUGUUAUUUUGGGAGAGGUCCUGGUCCGUGUGUUUAUGAGAUUAGACCUAGCUACUCCCUCUUGGGAAUGGGAGGGCAGCCCGGCCCUAGUGCCCGCUAGAUCCCCGGGGCCCGGUGCUGUGGGGCGGGCGGAGGCGGCGGCCCAAGCUAAGAGCGACCAGGCUGCGUGAAGCUGUCCGCGGGGCGCUGAUGGCCGGACGCAUCCUGGGAAAGACUUUAGCCACCGUGUCGCUCUCUGUGGCCUUGGCCUCUGUGACUGUUAAGUCCGCGGGCUUUCUCAGCGUCCCGGAGUGCAGAAACUCAUUUUCAUCCUGUGAAUUUCAUCUUAGCUCCAACAUCAUGUCUGCUUCUAAUGGUGCCAAAGAGAAUUCUCACAACAAGGCUAGGACAUCUCCUUACCCAGGUUCCAAAGUUCAACGCAGCCAGGUUCCUAAUGAGAAAGUAGGCUGGCUUGUUGAGUGGCAAGACUAUAAUCCUGUGGAAUACACUGCACUCUCUGUCUUGGCUGGACCUAGGUGGGCAGAUCCUCAGAUCAGUGAAAGUACCUUUUCUCCCAAGUUUAAUGAAAAAGAUGGGCAUGUUGAGAGAAAGAGCCAGAAUGGCCUGUAUGAGAUUGAAAAUGGAAGACCUAGAAAUCCUGCAGGACGGACAGGAUUGGUUGGCCGAGGGCUUUUGGGGCGAUGGGGCCCAAAUCAUGCUGCAGAUCCCAUCAUAACUAGGUGGAAAAGGGAUAAAAGUGGAAAUAAAAUCACCCACCCCAUUUCUGGGAAAAACAUCUUACAGUUUGUUGCAAUCAAAAGGAAAGACUGUGGAGAAUGGGCAAUCCCAGGGGGGAUGGUGGAUCCUGGGGAGAAGAUCAGUGCUACACUGAAAAGAGAAUUUGGUGAGGAAGCUCUCAACUCCUUACAGAAAUCCAGUGCUGAAAAGAGAAAAUUGGAGGAACAGUUGCACAAACUCUUCAGCCAGGAACAUCUAGUGAUAUAUAAAGGAUAUGUUGAUGAUCCUCGAAACACUGAUAAUGCAUGGAUGGAGACAGAAGCCGUGAACUAUCAUGACGAAACAGGUGAGAUCAUGGAUAACCUCACCCUCGAAGCUGGAGAUGAUGCUGGAAAAGUGAAGUGGGUGGACAUCAAUGAUAAACUCAAGCUCUAUGCUAGUCACUCUCAGUUCAUCAAACUAGUUGCAGAGAAGAGAGAUGCACACUGGAGCGAGGACUCUGAAACUGACUGCCGUGGAUUAUAGCUCACAACCUCCAUGUAAACCAGAAUUCAGCAAAGGAGCAUGUACUGAAAAGACGGCACUGUCACAGAACUGAUACUAGCAAGAGGGCAGGGUUGAUGACUUGGAAAUAAUUUUGUUCACUUUUAAAAUGAUUUUCAUUUAGGUUUUACAUCAGAAUAAAAUUAGAUAUGGUGAAAUCCAAUAUGGUAUUUUUGGCUCUCGAGUCAAAAGAAAUAUAAUCAUAUUUUAUAUGUAUUCUAUUUAAGCAUGCCUUUAAACCAAAUUUAAACAACUUUGAUGCUCUUUGCUUUUUGGCGGGAGGAUUUAAGUUUUGUUUAUUGAAAAUCAUUAAAACAUAUGUAGUCAGGAGAUGCUAUGUUACACAUAGGUGGUAUCUGUUCUGGUAGUUCUGUAUUUGUUAAGUACUAGUUCUCAGCAUGAAAGUUGUUGUGAUGCUAUGAUAGCAAGGGGGCAUGUUAAGUGUGCUGACUUAUUUUUCAGAACCAAAUUAACCCAUUAGCCUCUAUCAAAAGUUUGAAAUUUUUUUCAGAGACUCUAACUCUGUUUUUUGAACCAUUGCUCUAAUAUAAAAAAAAUGGAGCACAGCCUUAAGGACAACAAAAAAAUAAACUACAAUGGACAGACAUUAUGCCAUUGGCACUCCAGGCCUUCCCUCACACAUGAAGAAGGGGCUAUGCAGGUAGAACUUUAGGUGGCCCAGGUCCCAGGGGUUCCCCGGCACUGAAUAAUGUGUACUUUCUGUCUGUAUGCAUGUUCUCACUCCACCUUAAAUGCUGCUAUCCUGCACUGCUUUACAGGUAAAGUAGGACUUGAUGUUCUCUUGAAGGUAAGUUUCUGGUCAGCUAUAACUUCUGCUUUCAGUCCGGUCUUUGUCAGUUCUUUUUUUGUUGUUGUUUCCCUUGCUUUUCUGUGGCCUGAGGAUGUUUCUGCCAUAUCAAGCUCCAUUAGGAGGAGCACCAACAUUGUGUAAUCUGAGUUAUCUUUUAAUGAUUUGCUUCACAUUUUGCUUUAUAUGAUCUUGUUGAAGCUGAUUUCAAAAAUGGGAACUUUAUAUAUUCUUGUCUUUAGAAGCUUCAGUUUUAUGAGGAAAUUUCAGCCCUCUUAGUCAAUAAAGAUCAAUGAAUAAGAGUUUAUGUUCUCAUUUUCAAAAAUUCUAAGGUAAAAAUAUAUCCAAGAAAUUAGUAAUCUACAUUAAUAUAUUUAUCUUACUCUAUUGAUUAUAACUGUAUAUGUUAUAAAUGAAUUAAAAUAGAUGUUUAAAAAGGAAUUAGAAUCAGAGACAGAUGGAGGUCUUGGGUUAGUUGCUUUUGUUAGGGCAUAUUAGGGAUUGAAAUAGUCUUUUGAGGGACUCACUGUUAAUUUAAUUUCCAGAGAAAAAGAAUGCUCUUGGGAGCAGGGGGGAGGAAGGAAAAUAAAAGUGCUUUGUCUCAGUGAAUAUGCAUCUCAUAUCCUGGCUAAGAUAUCUAUUGGGAAAAUGCCAUGAUUAUCAACUGCUAAACUAAAGUGGGGUCUGUCUUAGUUCCAUCUUCAUUCCAGAUGGACAACAGAUGAAGCAUUUGAAGAAAAGGAGGUUUAGAGAAUACAGACAUGGUUGUUUUUUCUUUAGACAUUUGAGAAUAGUAUUAAGCUUACUUGUAGCUAGAGGACAGAACUAGGGCUAAGGUAAAACAAAAGGUUUAGGGUUUUUUUUCUCCCCUGAUUUGGUGGUAAAACUGAACUG